AUGCAACCCAACCAAAUGAUUGUGAACGCUGGUGGAGCCGGGUCUCCUGGGUACUAUGCUUGGCAAGCCAAUCCUGCCCCUCACCCCUUGACGAUAGGUGCCGAGAUGCCACCAUAUUGGCGCGCCAGCGAUGGAAAAAUAGCGAAGCGUGUUCUACGCUUGCGGGAAUUCACUCCUGCUCAGCAGAGCUUCCCCGGCAUCCAUUUUAGCGUUAGGAAUUGGUGCGGUGUGAACGUGUCAGAUAUUCUGAAACAAACAGUUGUUGAUUGUCCGACUGACGUGGUAUUCGCUCAUCACGGCUGGCGAACAACUACUCUGGCACUAAAUUGGCCCGGAUACGUACCCAACCGUUCUUCGGAUGCAUCUCGUCGUCGCUUUAGCACAUAUAUGAAUGGCAACUUACCGAUGACUCGUCAAGGAUUCGCUAGAGUUAUUGCCGAGCUGAUUCAAGAUCUUUACAACUGUGCAAAGAACAAGCCCGUUGCGCGUGGUUGGGAAGAUUGGGCAUUUAGCAAAAACAAAGUUCAUCCGUCCAAGGUGUACAUCCUAUCGGCCCAUUAUUACAGGAAUGUUUGGGUCCCUGAGCUCUACGUCGCUGACAUGGAAUGA
Suillus subaureus is the source of this 609-nucleotide messenger RNA. RefSeq lists its product as uncharacterized. The coding region runs from base 1 to 609 and encodes 202 amino acids. The transcript has 4 exons. The record is from RefSeq and is a predicted model, not a curated record. Lineage: Eukaryota; Fungi; Basidiomycota; Agaricomycetes; Boletales; Suillaceae.